AUGGCCCUGUUUCUUCGAGAAGUGCAGUGCCUACGGCGACUGGACGCGCACCCGAAUAUUGUACGCUAUUUUAAUAGCUGGGUGGAAGUUUCCCCUUCGCCUCUUACCCCCGAGAAUGCGAUGCACCGGACCUCCCUUCCUGCAUCUCGGGGUCAGGCGCCAUUGGGAGCGAAGGCGAGUUGGGUCCGCUCUCCGCUGACACCGUGGACGAGUGGUCGAAUCCCCUGUCCCAAGGUAAAGAAGAUUUUCCGGGAUGGCGGCACCUCGCGGUGGAAGAUAGGAGAACAACGAGAGGACGGAGAAGAGAGCGAUGGACGAAGACAAUCUCACGCCCGCAGAAUCAGUCGCAGUAGCAGUUGGUGUGAGCCUGAGAGCGAGGAGACUGGCGAGAGAAACUCAGACUAUGAUGGAGGAAAGAAGGGCGAGGUAAAGGCUUUCCGAGGCAGUCUACCAGUAUCGCCUUUCUGUUGUUCUAUGGCGGAAGACGGUACAAGGAAAAGGAACACCAACGGAAUUCCCAGAGCCUCUUCAUGCACCCGUCCACCGUGUGCUUCGGUUCGUAGGGGGCGCCGCAAAGUGGGCGAGCAAAACACAGUCCAGACCGACCAGCGCAAACACAGGCACUUUGCACAAUCAACAUUGUCGGCGAUGGGAGCGCGCGUCAGACCCUCUAAUCGGUGCGUGGGCGGAGCAAGCUCUCCUUUCGAUAGCGGUCCCUGUGCUGGUCUGAGUGAGGGUGAUAAUCAAUGUAAGACCCCGCAUUUCUUCUCUGACCAACAUGGCGGUUCCAGUCUGUGUGGGAGCUCUCCAAAGGGAAUGGUUUUGAGAGCAAAACGACGUACCACAAGGGAGUCAGAUGAAGAGAGUGAGUCAGGACAAGCGGGCCGACGCCCUGUAUCGGCAGAAUGGGGAACGCUGCGGAGCGAGAAACGAAAUCGAAGUUGGCGAAGAGAGCAGGUGUCGGAAACACUCAAUGCAGCCCUGGAAUCGGCAAGAAAGGAAUUUCUUCGCCUCCACGAGGCGGCGUCAGACAGACUGGGGAAUCACCGUAUGUCCAGCGGGAACAACUGUGCUCUUUCGUGCAACGGCCAGUCAUGCCCACUCUGGCAAGAGACCACUGUCUCAACCGCGGAUUGCGUGCGAUGGAGCGCAGGCAAUGCUAGGGAUCAGGAGGAGCAUCUGAGAGAAGAAAUAGACAAGGAAAAAGUGAAGGAUGAGGUGACAGACAAAUGGAAUGAGGACGUGGGGCAGAAGGAGUUAGAUCGAGAAGAUGCUGUUGGGAACGGACAAGGGACCUCUAUUGUUUCCCAAGGAGUCGGCCAUGCCUUCGCGCGCAUAAAUAAAAGACUGGAUGGAGAGAAAAAACUAGGGAGGUCGCCUGAAGCGAAAGAAGGGCGAGAAGGGGCGUACGGGCCUAGGUCACAACACGCUGGUGAAAACGGGUCUCCGCCGGAUGGUGCGAUGAUCCCAGCAGCACAGAAAGAGAGAGAGAGAAAUGUUACGCUCCCUGGGUACGAGGGCACAGAUACGAAUGAUGAUGACGAGGUGAGAAGCAAGAAAGGAGUAUACCAUUAUAGGACGGGAGGACCUUAUGAAGACUUGCCAUCAAACGUAUGGAGCCAUGACCACCCUAUCACGAGCCUCGACAGGACCCCUGUGCGGCUGAAGACCCCGUCGACAGGUGACAAAAACAUCAGAAACGCCGGAAAGAAGCCCGGUACGAAGUGUCUUGUCUCCGACGAUUUUUGGCCGUGUUACGGCUUCUACAGUGACGACGGCGGUGAGGACGGCCUACAGAUUGUCUUCGCGGAAGUAGAGCCAGGUGGCACCCUUUCUUCUGCGGGAGAAGAAAGAAAGACAGAGGAAGAGAAAAACGCGGCGGGACGGGUGUGGAUUUCUGAUGCAAAGGCACGAUAUAGCUGUUUCGGCGAUAUAGGCGCAAACACGGCGGAGGCAUCAACAAAGCAUGGCACAGACGUGAAAGGCGGCAUCCGAUCCAUAGACUCGAACCGGGGAGACAGUGGGAGGAUGGAGAUGGGAGAAUGGCUGAUGGGUCAUAUGGCAGUUGAGAAAACUGACCCGGAAAAAGACCGUCCGUUGCAUCGCCCCUUUAACUGGCAGCCUGCGGGCUUGUCCCCCGUCGCUGUAGGUGGCAUAACUGCAGAGCAGAAGGAAAAAGGAGCGCGUGGAUGCCGUGGUCGGCAACAAGGCAUAAUGGGUACAGCCGAUAGUACAGAGCGGUCUUGCAAAUCACGAAGGCGUCAUAGCUGCUGUUACCCCCGCUGCCGAGAGGAAAAAACCUACCUCUGUCGGGGAAGGAGUCAAAGUUCACUCUCCGCUCGCUGGCUGCCCGCUGAUGACGUUGAGGGAUGGCGAGGUGAAGCCCAGAAGAUAAAGGUACGGUGCUUAGCGGAAGAAGUGGUAGGCGCUGCUGAAUUUACGUACCUCAAAGAGGAAGCCAGCGAUGGUAUAAUUCACUCGGUCCCAGGGAGGCAGGCAGGAGCAAGAGACUCCCCGCGUGAAGCUGUUCCUGAGGACAAAAAUGAUGCUUCCAUACGAAAGCCAGACUCUUCACACUCACCGAGAACGUCUUACAACAACAUAAAAGACCGUUCCCCCUUGCCCCUCAUAGGAGGGCGUGGACGGUUGGAGAUUUCCUGUGAUGAUAAGUCACCUCAUAAAGAAAGGCAGGGCGAUGGCCGGCAAGAAGUUACGGUAUUCAAUCUUCCACACGGGCGCGAGACCGUGAAAAGAAGAGCCCCAUCGAGUGAGAGGCGAGGCCAGGGACCUGUUAAUGCCAACAUUUCCUCGCAAAACAAUCCUGACCGUCCAGUCAACCGCCGGCCCUUCCUCGGUCGUUCUCACUUCUGUGAGCGGAAUCAAUGCAGAGUUGCCGUGACGCUAUAUAUCCAGAUGGAGUAUUGCGGGAUGAGCCUCGACGAGUAUAUCGCGCAGACGCCUGAAGUUGAUCCGGAAAGAAACGAGGAAAUUGUGGCGAUGAUUAUUUCAGGUCUUUACCAAUGCCACAGUGCAGGCGUCAUGCAUCGUGAUCUCAAACCAUCGAAUAUUUUCAUCGACAAAGAAACAGGCGUAGUCAAAAUUGGCGAUUUCGGCCUCGCCUUCAGUGGCGAUAUGGAAGCAAGCCCAAGAUCAAGCCGCGAUAGCGGCAUCUCCUCAAAGGAUAGUUCCUCAAAAAGCCACUCCGCUGUGGUGACCCUAAGUUCCCCAACACCCACAGGCAAGAAGGCUCAUGCGAAAAAAGAUGAAGGCUGCCAGGUUACGCUCUCUGGUGUGCGUCACAGUGGCGGAAAUGGAGUGAAGAACAUGAAGGAAGGGGCUGAGAGCGUUCAUAUGAGUUCCACUACAGCGAACACCUGUAGACACCAAAACCUUCAGGAAGAGCGGCAACAAAGUAAUCAUUGUGCGUGCCUACACAACUGCCACGUGCCUUCAAGUUCGCCUUCCUGUUCGGCCACAUCCUUAACACGUGGCGCUCAGCCGCACGCUAAUAUCCACGAAGACACGCGUUUUAAGACUCAGGCUCAUCAAAACUCUCCCUGCGGGACGUCGUGCAUGCCAUAUCCUGCGUCUGCGGAACGAACCCCCCAAAAUGAUAUGUUGAGAGGCGACGGAAGCACACGCCGUUCAACGAGACCAACACUGGAUAGUGGCGUCGGCGAGAACGUGACACAGUCUGUUGGCAGAGAGGCAAUCUCCGACGCUCCAGAAAUCUCACCCAACUGUUGUGCUGCGGUGCCUCUCCCAAGCACAGGGAAAUGUUUUGCUCUCCCUUCGCCGGGUUUACAGAAAUCAAGAGACGACUCAUCAGAACGGACGAACGAAACAUUAACCAAUGGCACACCCCUUGUUUUGGGCAAGAUGUCCACUCCCGUUAAGAUAUGCGGUUCGCAUGCUCCUUGCCUGACGCCUCGCACAACGUUGGACGUUCGCCUUUGUGAAAGCCCCAUCCUUUCCAGUAUCCAACUCGAUCUUGCUACAAGCGAGACUGAGAUGGUGCCGUGGUCACGCAGAGGAGACCAACCGCCCCCUUUGGGGAAGAGUGAGGUUGACGUGAAUGGAGGCAUCCUCACCAACAAGGCUUCUGUCCCCCAUCAGGCACAGAGCCCAGUGGCCAGUCCUGGCGGAAAAGCGUUGAGGCCUGCGCCGAGUUUGUGGUGUACCGUAAACGAACGAACGACAGGAGUCGGAACUAGAGCUUAUGCGCCACCUGAGCAACUUCAAGGCGGGAGAUAUGACUUCUCCGUGGAUAUAUGGGCCUUGGGUCUCAUCGUUUUAAAUCUGUUCACAAGGUGCAACACCGCUAUGGAACAAGCCAUGAAUUUCCGAAACGCUCGGGAUGGACGUUUUCCUCCAAAUGUCACCUCGACCUAUCCGUGGAUUGUACCCUUCUGUCGAUGGUGCCUUCAAAAGGACCCCUCAAAGCGCCCUACAGUUCGUCAGCUGUAUCAGCACUAUUGGUCCACGGGAUCGGUGUUCGGUCCCAAAAUCAAGGCACCCAAAUGUUCAACUUUAGAACUCUUAUCGCGGACAGAAAAUCAGAAUGUCUCGUUUCCUCAGUGUUGUCGACUGCCCCACGUGUGGACGGGCGCGUGUCUCCCCCAUCGGCUGCCACCAUCGGAAGAACUGUUAUUCUACUCACCCAAACAGGGCUGUCCUAGCAGUGUUGAAUCUCACCUGAGUGGAGAUGACGAACCUCAGGGGAGCGUGCCCGGCAUCGGGCAAUCUCUACGGCAGCACUUUGCGGUCGUCCAGGGCCCUGCGGGUUCUGGCUUGAGGGAGUGUUGGGACCAGGCUAGUUCGAGUUUCGACGCGCAGGCCGACGGACAAGAUCACCCUUCGCAGUCCUAUCCUACCGGUCCUCUGGGGACGCCUUGCCACCACUCAUCUCUUCCGGCUGAUUGGGUCCCCCUCUCCUUCGCGUGCAGAUCGCGAAUGGAGUCAGCGCACACCAGCACCAUUGAUGCCGGGGAAAGAUCCUCUGGAGACACUGUUCAAAGCCCUACCGUGCUUCUUGCUACCGAGUGCUCCUUCUUCUCCGACCAUCUCAACUAG
Molecule: messenger RNA, 5073 nt
Organism: Neospora caninum
Lineage: Eukaryota; Apicomplexa; Conoidasida; Eucoccidiorida; Sarcocystidae
Product: putative PIK3R4 kinase-related protein (incomplete catalytic triad)
Exons: 2
Coding region: 1-5073 (1690 amino acids)
Biological process (GO): protein phosphorylation
Molecular function (GO): protein kinase activity; ATP binding
Source: RefSeq, a predicted model, not a curated record